Messenger RNA from Vigna radiata var. radiata (mung bean), 1638 nucleotides. RefSeq lists its product as uncharacterized. The transcript is spliced from 8 exons. Gene Ontology annotation, biological process: CAAX-box protein processing. Gene Ontology annotation, molecular function: metalloendopeptidase activity. Gene Ontology annotation, cellular component: membrane. The record is from RefSeq and is a predicted model, not a curated record. Lineage: Eukaryota; Viridiplantae; Streptophyta; Magnoliopsida; Fabales; Fabaceae. Bases 665 to 1390 code for a protein of 241 amino acids.
UAUAAUAUAUAAGUGGGUGCAAAUCUCAUCUUACAAGCCGGUUUUGUGGGGUUGAGUUUGACUUAAAGUCCACUUCUUAACAGUUUAGUCCCAUACUGAUAAUAUGCUUUAAACAGAGGUUAUAAAGCUUGGUCAAUCCUCACUUUGCAAUUUGAUUUUGUGGGGAAUGAAUUAGGUUAUAAGCACAAAUUCUAUGAUGUAUCAAACCUAUUCUAGGUUUAUUACUAAUUACUUGCAUUCACCAUGCUUUAGCAACCUUGUGCAUGAGUGCAUGAGUGGGAGUGUCGGGAGGACACCUUAAUUUAGGUGACCCCUAGCCUGCCUUAAUUGUGCCACUUCUUUGCACGUUGCCUUAGUUGCAACUAAAGAGUGGUUUAGUGUCACAUCAACUAAAUAUAUAACUUAAAUGGAGUAUAUAAAGUUUGGACAAUUCCUACCUUGCAAAUUGAUUGUGUGGGUUUGACCUAGGUCUAAGCUCAAAUUCUAGGAAAUAUUAACGGUGUGCAACUCAGUAGACAUUGAUACUCACGAUACUAAAUGCAUUUUAUCAUUUGAUAAGUGAACAUACUAUUUCUUAACUGCAUGAACUAUUAUUAUUAUUAUUUCCUAUAGCUUUAAACUUUAGUAUAAGAGUCAACCAGAUCAAUCUAUAAACAAUAAAAGGAUGGAACACAUUUUGGCCUUUCUACUGUCUAUACCUGAUAUUUAUUCCAAUUUUCUUUCUGGUAUUGAAGACAAAGUACAUAAAGUUUUCGAUUACCAUCUUAUUUUCUCCUAUUGUCUUGGCAGUAUGACCACUGCUGUUGUACUUGGAAUAAUUUAUAGUGUUGCCAACAGUUUCCAGCCACUUCCUGAAGACUUCUUCAAAUACGAUUUGAGGGAGCCUUUCAAUCUUCAGAAGGGUUGGCUUUUAUGGGCUGGAGUUGGACUUGUUGGUUCCAUAAUUGCCACUGCAUUGACUGGAGUUGCUGUGUCUUCCUUCAGUGGAGAAACCCCACAAAGAGAGACUGAUGCUCUUGUUGGUUUGCUUCCGUUAAUUGGAUCAUCAAAUCUCAAUACUGUGUGCUUGCUGGGCAUCACAGGUGUUCUUGCUCCACUCCUUGAGGAGACUGUAUUUCGAGGAUUUUUUAUGACUUCUCUGACCAAGUGGGUUCCUACACCAGUUGCUGUUAUCAUUAGCGCCGCUGUGUUUGCCCUUGCACAUCUCACUCCAGGAGAAUUUCCACAGCUGUUUGUUCUCGGGACUGCUUUGGGGUUUUCAUAUGCUCAAACUCACAACCUUCUCACUCCCAUCACUGUUCAUGCUUUUUGGAACUCAGGAGUGAUAUUAUUUCUUACUUUUCUGCAGCUUCAAGGGUACGAUAUCAGAGAAUUGUUGCAGGUAACUUGAUGGAAACCUUCUCUCCCAUGCAUGGAUGUGGAACAUAUGUAUACAGUUUAGAAUACAUAACCAUUUCUUUGUUUAUAGGCUCCCUUUUCCUGUUGUAAAACAUAAUCAGAUGGUUGUUUCAAACAGUGAAGAAUGGUGUAAGUGGGUUACCUUGUCUUAGGUCUUUUGAGUUUAAAGUAUGAAAUCUUAAUUAACUCAAUAGCAACAACAAAAAACAUUCUAGUUACAAGCUAACAUUUUUAAUAAAU